Molecule: messenger RNA, 2532 nt
Organism: Gadus macrocephalus (Pacific cod)
Lineage: Eukaryota; Metazoa; Chordata; Actinopteri; Gadiformes; Gadidae
Gene: trim59
Product: tripartite motif containing 59
Exons: 6
Coding region: 320-1615 (431 amino acids)
Biological process (GO): positive regulation of DNA-templated transcription
Cellular component (GO): chromatin; nucleoplasm
Molecular function (GO): ubiquitin-protein transferase activity; zinc ion binding
Source: RefSeq, a predicted model, not a curated record
AUGACAACCAACCAACAAGAUCUAACGCCGUGUCAAGUCUGAAGUGUGACGAUGGGUAUGGGGCGGGUCACGGGGACUCUGUCAGAGCCUGUUUGUGUCCGAGACGGUCUGUCUGACAUGGGGUCCGAUAUGGCUGCCAGGCGGAUUGAGGUCGGGGGUGUGUGUGUGUUGGACGUAGAGACCAGUGUUGUGUUGUUGCUGCCGAGUUCUGUGUCACUGGAGCAGGAGCCCACAGCAACUCUAAAGUUCAGCGUGAAUUAAUUAAAUUCCCUUGGAACUCCCACUGACCCAAAGAACAAGCCGGCUCCACACAGCCGCCAUGGAAGACCUAGAGGAGGACCUCACGUGCUCCGUGUGCUACUCCCUGUUCUGUGACCCCCGGGUUCUUCCCUGUUCCCACACCUUCUGCAAGGCCUGCCUGGACCGCGUUCUGCUGUCCUCCGUCAACUACUCCGUGUGGCGGCCCCGUCCCCUGAAAUGCCCGAACUGCCGCAGCCUGGUGGAGCUGGCGCCCCCCGGGGUGGAGGCCCUGCCCGUCAACGUCUCACUCCGAGCCAUCGUGGAGAAAUACCAGAAGGAGCGGCCCCCUGCCCCCUCCUGCUGCCCGGAGCACCCGCGCCAGCCCCUCAACGUGUACUGCGUCCCGGACCGCCGGCCCGUCUGCGGCCUGUGUCUGACGGUGGGCCGGCACCGGGGCCACGCCAUCGACGACCUGCACGCCGCCUUCCUCCGGGAGCGCCAGACGCUGGGCCAGCUGCUGGCCGCGCUGUCGGAGCAGCGCCUCGCCCAGGUGUGUGAGUUGGGGCAGCAGCUGGACCAGGGGAAGGCCCAGUGUGAGGGUCUGCUGAGGGCCGACCGCCUGGCCGUGGAGCAGUACUUCCAGGAGCUGGAGCUCACUCUGUGCAGGAAGAAGGAGGCCUGCCUGGUGGCCCUGGAAGCGGCCAGCGCUGACGUGGACCGGGCCUAUAACCCGCUGAUCGUGUCGGCCCGGAGCCUGGCGGAGGAGCACUGCGACCUCUUGACCCUGGGGGCAUCGGUCCAGGAGGAAGACCGGCCGCUGGAGUUCCUGGAGCAGGUGCAUCUGCUCCGAGAGAGGGUGGAGAGGCUGACGGAGCUCCCCCUGCCCCCCGCCGCGGCCCCCUCCGUCGCCCCCCGUGCUGGGGACUUCCUCCGGGACCGCUGGGCCCAGGUGGGCCUCGGGGCGCUGGGCGAGGCGCCCGUACCCUGGGUGGGCUGCGGACCUCAGGGGGAGGGGCCCGGGGCCGAGGCCGGUCCAGCUGCUACUGGUACUGGUGGUACUGAAGAUACUGGAGGUACUGGUGGUACUCAGGGUACUGGAGGUACUGGAGGUAUUGGAGGUUCUCAGGGUACUGGAGGUACUGAGGGUCUGGAUCAAGAGGGUCCGGUAAGUUUGCCCGUAAGCCUGUGUCUGGCCGGUGGGCUGGCGCUGCUGAUGUCCCUGGCAGCCUAUUGCCUAUUGGUCUGCGGGGACCUGUGGGAAGACUGGAGGAGUGGACUGACCACGCCCGUAGGGGAGGAGGCCGUCAUGGUGCACACGCAGAUCCAGAGAACCAUGGAGGUCCUUCUGCAGGCGGUGGAAGAUCUCUUCAUGUAGUUGGCCUCCUUCCUGGAUAGACUUCUCCUUCAUGGAUAGACUCCUCCUCCAUGGAUAGACUCCUCCUUCCUGGAUAGACUCCUCCUUCCUGGAUAGACUCCUCCUUCAUGGAUACUCCUUCUUCCUGGAUAGACUCCUCCUUCCUGGAUAGACUCCUCCUUCCUGGAUAGACUGCUCCUUCCUGGAUAGGCUCCUCCUUCAUGGAGACUUCUCAACCUUUGUCCUCACUGCACCGUGGGGGUAGUGUCGCUGGGUGACUUUUGAGAAUUGCACAAACAUUUUUUUAUUAUAUCCGUCGACAUGUAUCUGCCAUUUCUUCAUACAUCACGUGUAAUUAAAGAUUCAAGGAGGUGGUUUGAUAGUUUAAAACCCUGACAUACUGAAGUCCUCUUUGAGGGUAUAUAUUUUACCUAUAUUUCAUUUUAUAUAUAUAAAUAUAUAGAAUACCCAAAUGUAUUAUAUCAUUUAUAUAUAUUGUAUAUACAUUAAAAUAUAUUUUAAGAUUAUAUAUUAUAAAAAUAUAUACAUAUCCAAUUAAUAUUUUUUAUAUAGCCUAAAGAAUUAUGACGGUUAAGCAAAGCGUUUGAUAUGUAGAAUGUGAGUUUGGACUACAGCGCUGCCCUGGUUGGGGGCAGUUAUACAGUGAGGUGUGUGAGAAACAAAGCACGUGUUUAUGUAAUGUGUAACACUGCUAGGAUGGCACCGCACACUACCUGUCCAGUGGGCUCUGCAUGUACUGCCUUACACACGUGUGCCUUAAUCUCCAUGUAUAAGCUCAAUGCCUUUAAUGAAGUAAACUGUGGAAACCAUGUAGAUGUGGGGAUUUUGGGACCAUUUGGAUAUGGAGGCGUCAGGAAUCCAUUACGCCAGUUCAUAUUUUGUAUGUGGAUUAAAAAUCUAAUAAACGUUUAUUUGUA